AGGAUAAGGAUGGAUUACUACAGAAAAUAUGCAGCUGCCAUUCUGGUAGUGUUGUCCGUGUUCCUGAAUAUUCUUCAUUCUCUUCCUGAUGGAGACUUUGUUAUUCAGGGUUGCCCAGAAUGUAAACUAAAGGAAAAUAAAUACUUCUCCAAGCUGGGCGCCCCCAUCUACCAGUGCAUGGGCUGCUGCUUCUCCAGGGCAUACCCCACUCCAGCAAGGUCCAAGAAGACAAUGCUGGUUCCAAAGAAUAUCACCUCGGAGGCCACAUGCUGUGUGGCCAAAGCAUUUACUAAGGCCACAGUGAUGGGAAACGCCAGAGUGGAAAACCACACGGAGUGCCACUGCAGUACUUGUUACUAUCACAAGUCUUAGACUCCGGCGGCGGCGAAGGGCUGUGCUGGUGACUGCUGGUCUGUGGGGCGGCACUGUGUGAUGCCGCCUCCUUCCUUACCAGGCUCUUGGCAUGCUCCAGUCAGACACUGCAGCUUUACUCCAUGCCCCUCACACUUUGGUGUCAUCAGCAGUCUCCUUUUGUUAGGGAAAAAGAUAGUGUUUAGCACGAUCAUAAAAGUUGGUUCCAUCAGAA
Messenger RNA from Peromyscus leucopus (white-footed mouse), 586 nucleotides. RefSeq names its product glycoprotein hormones, alpha polypeptide (gene Cga). The record is from RefSeq and is a predicted model, not a curated record. NCBI's taxonomy places the organism in Eukaryota, Metazoa, Chordata, Mammalia, Rodentia, Cricetidae. Gene Ontology annotation, cellular component: follicle-stimulating hormone complex; extracellular region. Gene Ontology annotation, molecular function: follicle-stimulating hormone activity. The coding region runs from base 10 to 372 and encodes 120 amino acids. Gene Ontology annotation, biological process: positive regulation of steroid biosynthetic process; thyroid hormone generation. The transcript is spliced from 3 exons.